AUGCCCCCGGCAGCACCUGACGAUCUCAUCCGCCAGCACAGCCGGUCACUCGAAGACGAUAGUUCCUUCAUCCCGGAACAGCCUAGACCCAUCCCGGAGCAUGAACCAAGUGGGAAGAGCAAAAAGAAGAAAGGCAAGAAGGCCAAAGCAGCCAGGGCAGCAGCAGAAACCCCACCGGAUGAGUAUGUACCCGGUGAUUGCCUUUCUGAUGAACGCGCGCCAUUGACGCGUGAUUACAUGGACAGUAUCCCGGAAUUUUCUCCGCCGGCGGCGGAGUCACCCUUUGCAGCACCAGACCCCGAGCCUGAACCAGAGCCUGUUUUACCUGAACAUCUAGAUGAGCCUCUAUGUGAACCUCAGCCUCAGCCUCAACCUCCCCCUGAGCCCCCUAUUGAACAUGUAAACCCCCCUAUCACGUCGCCUGCUCUCGGCGCACUUGACUCUCUUGACGAACCUGCUGGUGAAGACUUUAACACUCGCACCGAUACCUGGGCUCAAUCUGUGCCCUAUGGAAAGAGUCCCCCCACCGACCUCAUGGACGGGGAUCUGCCCAGUGCAUCUCCUUUGAACUUUCCAACUAUACAAGAGCGUGGCUUUAGUCGCCCAUCCUCGGCUUCACCGCAGACUCGGACAUUGCCAUCAAGCUACGGGAAUGGUUACGGUCAAGGUUACCGGAGCAGCAUGCAGUCGAGACAGCAAUCCGCAGAUCGAAGAAAGAGUCACUCCUACGGAAGCCCCAUGGGCAAUCCGCAUCCUCUCCCUCAUCUUCCUCAGGCUCAUUUCUUUGGAGCACCGGAUAUCGAUAUUCUUCCGAAUCAGAAUCGACCCCUCACCGACGGAAAUUACACGUUUUGCAGUUUUGAUACACUGCCCAACUUAUCGCCCAAAGCAUCACGGACUGGAAACAAUGUCUUGCUGGUUGGCAUUGACGGGGGAGUAGAGAUCCUUGCUAUUGAGGAUCGUCGAACGCGCCUCGUCGGACAAAUCACCGGAAUCAACGGCCGCGUGAUCGAAGCCAAACUAUUGACUGGUCAUUCUUCAAAUGACCCGUUCUCGUCAUCUAGGCCUCACGUGGCGGUGAUAGUUCAUGGUCCACAGCCACCGACUGAGGAAGAAGGCCAUAUUUCGUCUGCGGCAUCGGACGCAAAUGAUGUCGCUCCUUCCAUGGCUCGAGGCCCCUCGAACGAUAAACGUGCACGGGAUGAGACCAAAUUUUAUCAGACCCGAGUUGAAGUUUAUUCUUUCCGGACUGGUGAUCAUGUCUCGACAUUAUUUGCAAGCAAGCCUGUGCCAUGCCUGGAAACCCUUCCAGGUCUUCCGUCCUUUGCGCCCCCGGCUGUCGGUAGCUUGAAACUUUACACCUCCGGGGCUUAUAUCGUCCUGGCUUCGGGUGUCAGCGGAGAGGUCUAUGUAUACAGACAUGCCCUGUCCCCGGAAACAGGCGCUUACCAGUGCUUGGGUAAGACCUGGACCGGGGUUCAAUCACAAGGUACUCGUCGCUACUCCACCUCCUCAAGCUCGACUACCGAUCCAGAGGGAACCCGCUCGGAUUCUCCUCACCGUUCUUCUGUUCUUGAGAGGCCCAUCUUGGCCCUCCAGGGAAGAUGGCUGGCCUUUGCGCCUCCGUCCUCGUCUCAGAGAGGAUCGAUCCAGGGGACCGUUCCUUCUAAUUUGUGUUACGGCAAAGCUCCAGGGAUUGAGACCCGCGGUCCCCCUGCGGUGCCCUCGGUCUCGUGUGCAACCGAUGUUGGUGAAGGGGAAAGUUUCCUGGAUAAAAUGGCACGGGGAGUUGCCCAAGAACUUGUGCGAGGUGCCCGCUGGAUGGGAGACCAAGGCAUGCAGGCAUGGAACAACUAUUGGAACGCCCAGCAAACAGGGAGUACCUCUCCACGUCGGCCACCUCCCGGUCCUGACCCACAGACCCAAGGAUAUGGCUUGUUUCCACCGACACAUGGUCAAGAUACACAGGCUUCGCCAUCCGAGCCUGAUACCGUAUCUAUCAUUGAUUUAAGGCGGUUUGAGGACGGCACCGAUGUCCGAAACGUCCUUACCCACCCUGUCUCGACCUUCCAGGUCCCCAACGGCUGUAGCUUUCUAUCAUUGUCUCCAAAUGGCUUGAUGCUAUUCACGGCUAGUAAGAAGGGUGAUGUACAAUAUGUAUGGGAUCUGAUGCAACUCAAAUAUUGCCGAUCAAUGGCUUUUGUGGCCGACGAUCAAACAGGCCAAACCCCCAACGUGCGACAAAUCGCUAGAUAUGCACGCCUAACUACAUCCAGCAUUGUCGAUGUGAUUUGGACUGCGCCAACGGGUGAUCGACUGGCUGUCAUCACACGCAAAGGGACGAUUCACGUGUUUGAUCUGCCCCGAAGUGCUUUCCAAUGGCCUCCAUUCCGCCGUGGAAAGCCAACCGCAACUAAGGCGCCACCCACUGACUCUGUGUCAGAAGACUUAGCUAGUGAGCCUGCUGGCGGUAGCUCACUCUCAGCGGCUAUGAAACUGGUAGGGGGUAAGGCGCAGCCCUUCUUCUCCGCCGUCCGAGGCCGUGUCCCGUCUACUGGGGCAGCCUUCCCCAAUAUGAGUGGAUUUGCGCUUCCAUCUGCCGCGAGCGUGAAGAGCGGAAAGGUUGUCGCUGCUGGUCUGAGUAAGUCCAUGGGCGCGGCUACAGGUACUGUCAAUACCCUACGCCACGUGGGUGAGAACCGCCUUCAUCUUUCAGGGCUUGCUCGAGACCCUGCGCCUUCUCGAGUGACGUGGAUCUGCAACAAGGGUAUGAUAUUCCUUGGUGUUGUGGAUGGCGGGUUCUUCAAGCUUUAUCGCCUCAAGCGUGCUUCUGUGUCUGGCCAGAAGAACCGUCAGCCUCACUCUGUUGUGGGCGGCAAGGAGUCUCAGGUCAAGCUACCUGCCAACCUGCAAGGCCCGUGUGGACCAGCUCCUAUAGCUACCUUUGAUCCAGAGCUCACCAUUCACGCCUCUCUCGUUCUGCCAUCCGCUAGUUCUCAACUCUCUAGUGCUCGGCCACUUUGCCAGCCUCUUUCGCAGGCCGAAAUUGAGACAAACACUCCGUACCAGCCCUUCCACACAGACCAAAGAGUCGGUCUGAGUGUGUUUAACACUGGCAGCGAACAAAGCGAGCCAAGUGGUCAAUGGGUUUUCGGUAAUGACAUACCAAUCACGAAAGUUCAUUUGAGAUCAUUCAACAGUAGCAGCGAUGACCACGGUGAUGAUGACGAUGAGCACGCUGCCAUCCACGGUAGCUCACUCGGUGCUGGUGGUGAGAUAGAGAACCUCAUCACUCUCGGCAACAGCACUGGUAAUGUCGAGGAAGUCGUCAUCACAACCCGUCGAAAGAAGAGACACUCCACUCCAUUGAAAGCCGACGAUGGCUUUUUCGAAGACGACUGCGAGGUUCUCGACUUUGCCCGAGACCGCGUUUGA
Messenger RNA from Penicillium brevicompactum, 3435 nucleotides. RefSeq lists its product as uncharacterized. NCBI's taxonomy places the organism in Eukaryota, Fungi, Ascomycota, Eurotiomycetes, Eurotiales, Aspergillaceae. The record is from RefSeq and is a predicted model, not a curated record. The transcript has a single exon. Gene Ontology annotation, molecular function: protein binding. Gene Ontology annotation, cellular component: cytoplasm. Gene Ontology annotation, biological process: response to starvation; autophagy. Bases 1 to 3435 code for a protein of 1144 amino acids.